Molecule: messenger RNA, 354 nt
Organism: Aspergillus viridinutans
Lineage: Eukaryota; Fungi; Ascomycota; Eurotiomycetes; Eurotiales; Aspergillaceae
Exons: 2
Coding region: 1-354 (117 amino acids)
Source: RefSeq, a predicted model, not a curated record
AUGCACUUCUCCGUUCUCAGCCUCGCUGCCCUUCUAGCGGCCACCUCUGUCAACGCCACCGUGUACCUGGGAUCGCGCACCAACUAUGAUGGACACAAAUCCCAGGUGGCCUGGACCAACGGCACUCCAGAACCCUGCAGCGGUUUCACCACCGUUGUCGACAGUGACAGCAACCCCUGUGGAAGAGACUUCUAUGUUGACGGCAACAACGGGCCUUUCCGCUUUGAAGGCUGCGGUGGAAAUGGGCUGACCCUCUUCCGCAACGGACAGUUCAACAGCAACUGCAAGUUCGAAUCUCGUACCAUCAAUUGCAACGGAGGAGCGAAGAUUGCUCAAGCCUGGGCUUGCUAUUAG